This is a messenger RNA of Bradysia coprophila, 2448 nucleotides long. Its product is annotated as fatty acyl-CoA reductase wat-like. Gene Ontology annotation, biological process: long-chain fatty-acyl-CoA metabolic process. Gene Ontology annotation, molecular function: alcohol-forming very long-chain fatty acyl-CoA reductase (NADP+) activity. NCBI's taxonomy places the organism in Eukaryota, Metazoa, Arthropoda, Insecta, Diptera, Sciaridae. The record is from RefSeq and is a predicted model, not a curated record. Gene Ontology annotation, cellular component: peroxisome.
UUUAUUCUGUAUCUGUUGUCCGAAGUGGAAUUGAUUUCUUUUCUGAUUAAUUUCUUAGUUCAAAACCUUUGUCAGUAUGCAUGGUAGAGUUUAUCCGUUCGAGAAAAGUUUGUGAGAAAGAAAAUUUUCUCAGAAACUUUUUUUUUAAUUUGAUCGUCGGUGCGACUAUUGGUUGAUAUCGUAAAUAAAUUAAGUCAUAGGUGUCUAAAAAGUGUUAUAACAUUAUUUUAAAGAAAUAAUUUUGUUGGGAGAGAGAGAGUGUGUGUUUAGAUAAAUGCGAACCGUUUUUUUCUUUUUGCUCAGACAACGAUCAGAUACAGUUUUCUUUCAUUUAUAUAAUAAGUGAGAUUUGAUUGGAACUAUGCAUAAAACAACCUUUUCGAUGAAUUUCAUUAUAUUGUCGAUGUCGACGUCGUGAUAUUUAAAAAUUCGUUGCUGAAAGUGAGUUGUGUGAUUAUAGUUUUGGUGUUACGGAAAGAGCAACGUCCACCAAAAAGGGUCUACAAAUUUUUUUUAAUUUGGAUAUGUAAAAGGCGAUAAAACGAGGAAGUGAUCAAAACUUUGGAAUAUUUUCAAAUUUAAACCGUUAAUAUUAAACAGAAAAACGUAACUCAACGAAAGAGACAGUUGGUGAAAACGUAUAAAAUCUACUGUUUUGCUACUUGAUAAAUUGUUCAAAGACAUCAACAUGGAAAUAAUUAAUCACAAUCGAGUCUAUCAACCAAUCAUAGAAGAGAAGCUAACACCAAUACAGAGCUUCCUAUCGGGUUCAAACAUUUUUAUAACCGGAGGUACAGGUUUUCUUGGAAAAAUGCUCAUUAAUAAACUGCUUACAUCAUGUCCCAGCAUUGACACGAUUUACUUACUUAUUCGAAAUAAGAAAGGAAAAGAUGUACACACUAGAGUGGAAGACAUAUUUCACGAUUCGGUUUUCGACGCAAUGAAACGAAAAGUGCCAAAAUAUCGCCAUAAAAUUCAAUGCAUCGCUGGUGAUUGUAUGCUGCCCGGUUUAGGAAUCACAUCAAUGGACAAACAGAUAUUAGUCAAAAAUGUAAAUAUAGUGUUUCACAUGGCCGCCACAGUUCGAUUCGAUGAGAAAUUGAAAGUGGCAAUGCAAAUCAAUGUUCAAGCAUGCAAAGACGUAAUGCAAAUCUGCAGUGAAAUGCUACAUUUAAAAAGUGUUGUUCAUGUGUCGACCGCUUACACACAAUGUCCGCAAAGGCGAGUGGACGAACGUUUUUACGCUCCACCCAUUGACUCAGGAAAAAUGCUCAUUAUGACUGAAUGUGCUUCGGACAAACUAUUGGAAAGCAUCACCCCAAUAUUGUUAGACAAAUGGCCCAACACUUAUACGUUCACCAAAGCCAUUGCAGAAGAUGUGAUUAAUCAACAUGGCAAAGGUAUGCCGAUUGGAAUGUUUCGUCCUGGCAUAGUUAUAUCUACGUAUAAAUUUCCGGUGUCCGGAUGGAUAGAUAACUUUUACGGCCCAACUGGAGCAAUCGCUGGAGCUGGGACUGGGGUCAUUCGAACAUUAAGAUGCAAUCCGAGUGCUAAUGCAAAUAUGGUACCAGUCGAUUUGUGUGUCAAUGGAAUAAUAGCUACUGCCUGGGAUGUAUCGAAUCGAUACAAUACAAAGAUCUCCUUCGACCAUGAGACACCGGUGUACAAUUUCUGCACGUCGACCGACAAUCAAUUGACUUGGGGUGAUUUUACAAUAAAAACAACCAAAUACGGUCUAAUGUAUCCGACUUUGAAGUCAAUUUGGUAUCUGUGCUAUGCAAACAAUCCGAACAAAUUGAUGCAUUUGCUCUCAAUAUUCUUUCUUCAUUACGUACCAGCAAUUAUAAUCGACGCAUUUGCCUUAAUGAUCGGGAAGAAACCGAGACUGCUCAAUACGUACAAAAAAAUACAUCGGUUCAUGAACGUCAUUGAGUACUUUUCGAUGCGGCAAUGGGAUUAUCAGAUGGAUAAUAUGAUUGGGCUGUGGCACAAUUUAACGAAGAAAGACAAGGACAUCUACUUCUUCGAUAUGAGCCAAUUGGACUGGGAUCUGUUUUUGCAGCACUAUUUUCGUGGCAUUCGGCAAUAUUUACUAAACGAUCCAUUAGAUACCAUACCGGAGGCAUUGAUCAGAUGGAACCGACUGUAUUGGCUACAUCAAGGUGUGAAAGUGCUUGUGCUUGGGCUGUUCGUACGUUUAGUAUGGUGGUUAACUUCAUUUUUCUUGUAAAGUUAAACUACUUCUCCCAGAGUAUUCCCUUCACCUUUCUACGUUAAACGUUUUACUAAAUUUAAGGUAGAAGCAGUUGUUUGUUGUAACGUUUUUUUUAUAGCAAUAUAGUUACGAUUUUAGUCGAGUGAUUAAUUUCCUUUUGUAAUUCAAUCUAAUUCUCAAAUAGAAAAUUUUUCCUUUUUAAAAUAAAACUUUUGUCUCUCAAAAUCUCCAAA